AUGGCGCCGUCGCGUUACGAAGGCCGCGAGUCCGACGAUAUUAAAGAUGACGUUGAUGAAGUCAAGAUUGACAAAUUAAACCUGUCUGAUACUGACGAAGUUAUCCCUCCUUCUCAACCUGACGACUCUGCUCUGAUUCGACAACUUCGAUCUCUCGCCAAAAAACAGCCCAAACUGAUUCGGGGAAAGAAGUAUACCAUAGCCGGCCAGUCUAUCGAGUUGACAAGUUGGAAGAUGACUGAGUGGAUGUAUACCAAGUCGCCAUGUCCGUUUCCGACGCUUGCUCGCGGCUUAUUUACACGCUGGGUCCCUGCGAGAGGGCAUGAGAAUGACCCCGAGGGAGCACCUGGAGCUGGAAAAGAUCAGAUCGUGGUGAGGGGAUACGAUAAGUUUUUCAAUAUGAACGAAGUCAAAUGGAAUACUUGGGAGGCCCUGGAGAUCCACACGACCUCUCCAUACACUCUCACUCUCAAAAGUAACGGAUGCAUCAUUUUUAUGGCGGCCCUAACGCCUACCGAGCUCAUCGUAACUUCGAAACACGCCCUAGGAGAUAUCGAAGGCGCAUCGGUGAGCCAUGCGCAGAAAGGAGAAGAAUGGCUAGAGAAACAUCUUAAAAGUGUGGGAAAGACAAGGAAGGAUUUUGCCAAGACACUGUUUGACCGGAACCUGACUGCAGUUGCGGAGCUCUGCGAUGAUUCUUUCGAAGAGCAUGUUCUUCCAUAUCCCAAGGACAAGACAGGCCUGCAUCUCCAUGGCCUCAACGAACGACGAGUAGAAUUCAGCACGCUUGGAAAUGAUGAAGUUGUUGCGUUUGCUGAAGAAUGGGGAUUUAUCGCAACACCAGCCAUCACAUUCGAUACUAUUGAAGAAGUGAAGAAAUUUACAGACAGCAUUGCCAAAACUGGAACAUGGCAUGGAGAAGCUGUGGAAGGGUUUGUCGUGCGAACUGCAGUUUCUGAUAGACCACCUGCGCUCGUCCAAGCAUAUCGUGGUACCAGGGGAGAACGAAUUACCGACAAGAAAGAACAAUCUACCCCACCUCCGUAUUCGCCUGGAUCUACAUUCUUCUUCAAGAUCAAGUUCGAGGAGCCUUACUUGAUGUAUCGUGAAUGGCGAGAGCUCACCAAGAAAAUGCUCGCUGCUGAAAAUAAGGGGCAACUACGGGCGGCUCAGCUACCCAGCCAUAUGCUACGUCGUCCGGAAACUCGUGCAUACCACCAUUGGGUAGAAGACCAAAUCCGCCAUAAUCCAAAAUCGCUCGCUGGAUUCAAUGAAGGCCACGGGAUUAUUGCUGCACGGGAGCGAUUCCUUGAAUGGUGUAAAACUCCCGAAGGGAAGGACGUUCUAAAAAAAGAGGGCAAUAAGUCAAGCUUGGAAAAUGGUAUACCUUACAACGGUUCUCAUAAGACGAUCCUUGUGCCGGUUGCUAUUCCUGGAAGCGGAAAAACGGCGGUAGCAGUUGCACUUCAGCACAUUUACGGGUUUGGGCACACUCAGAGCGAUGACGUGAAACAGAAAAAAACCGGACCUCAAUUUGUUAAAAACGUGUUGGAGUUGUUCAGGAAUCACGACGUUGUGUUUGCUGACAGAAACAAUCAUCUCCGUCAUCUACGCGAUAGCCUAAAAUACGAUUUCAAGGGAAAAUAUCGUGAAAAGGGACAUAUCAUUGCACUUCAAUGGGUAUUUAGCGAUACCCCCAAAGUGAUCAGCGACAUCUGUUCCGACCGUGUCGUAGCUCGUGGUGACAAUCAUCAAUCCUUGCACGCAGAUAAACAAGAGAGUCAUCGAGGCGUAAUUAGCCAAUUUUUCAACUCAUUCGAGGAAGUAGAAGCUGAAGAGGUAGAUGAUAUAAUAGACAUGGAAUAUACCGAUACUCUCGAGCAGGCUGUCAAACGGGCGAUCUCAGGUAUCUCUCCGAUCCUUGACUUGGAAAUUCCUGACGACAAGAAGAUCAACGAAGCCUGUGCUAUCGCUCGGUCUUACACAGUCAAGUCAACAGGAGCAAAGAAAGCCGCCCCAAAGCCACCUCGAUAUUUUGCUCUGGUUCCAGAUAUCAAUGUCGAAAAGUUGAUUGGCAACUAUUUCGAGGAAGAGGAUGCACCAGACUCCGGGGCAAAAAUGUGGUCAGAUCUUGUUAGCAACAAGCGGGUCGCUGAUCGUCCGCACGUCACUUUAAUUCACGUCAAGGAGAAGCAAGACUCGGUGUCACUCUGGGAACGUUGCUUGGCACUACAAAAGUCUGCUGGAGAAAUCGAACCGACGUUCAGAGUGACGUUCAAUAACAUUAUUUGGAAUAACGAUGUCAUGGCGCUUUCCGUCUCCAGGAUUGAAAUGCAUCGAGAAUUUGAGGACGUGCACCGUCAACUGGCCGAGGAGGUCGUCGAAACUAUACCCGAGAGUAUUACGAACCGACUGCACCUCACUAUUGGGACACGAGACGACAGUAUCAAUCCCUUUGAAGCUGCAUCGAUGGUUGCUGAUUGGAAGAGAGGCGUAAACUCAAUGGAUGUCGACUCUGAAUAUGGCGGAAGGGACAACAACAUAAUUGCUCGUCCAAACAAACGUCAAAAACGUGCCAAUGCAACUAUGACAGACCUCCCGGUCGAGUUAUUGAUAGAGAUCUGCCGACAUGUUUGGCCCGGAGACCUGCUUUCUCUUUCCUGGACGUGCAAAUCACUCCGGAGUUGUUUCAUGUCUAAGUCACGCAAAUCUCUUUGGCAGGAUGUUCUGAAGAAUAUCCAGAAUCUGCCCCCUUGUCCUCCGGGUUUUACGGAGCCUCAAUACUCUCAGGUUCUUUUCUCGGGUUGUUGUACCGUAAGCAAACUACGGAUACAAGCAAUAUUCUCUGCUGAUCGUGAUGCUCAAUCUUUGUUAGGCUUGUGGGACCACGAAGAAACCUCAGAUGGAUCUAAUCCUCCUUUGUUUGGGAAAGGCAAACGGGGACAACUUCCAGAUGCCUGCGUUUUGAAAUCCAACGUGGCUGAAGUUAUCAAAGCAUUCGAGAGGGUAAAGUUUGAAGGUGAUCGUGCAGUAGAGGACUUGCAGAAACAAAUUAUGGCGAUAGUAUUGGAGCGGAGGAAGCAAUCUGAAAGGAUCAUUCGUGCGCUUGAGCUCUUUGAAAACGCAAUCGCUUGGGAAAGAAAGACGAAUCAAAUGGAGCGAAAAGAAGAGAUCCAGCGUAGGUGCAUCGAUAGUUUUCAAAUUGUGCAGGAGGAUCUUCAUUUUCCCUGGGAUUCUCCGUGGCGCCAGGAAUGGUGUAAGAUACUUAACAAGCGCAACUUUCUGUCUAACGAUGAGUGGCGAACCAUCCGUCCGAAGUUACAAAAACUUUUGGAAAGCAAUCGCCGAUUUCGGCUUGCGAAGGAGGAAGAAACCUGCCGUCUGAUUCAGCCAAAUUAUCAAGACCAAAAAAUCCUGUGCGUUUUCGUUGACCCAGUUGCAGAAACCCUUUACGGUGUUGAUGGGAUUUCCGUAUUGAUCUAA
Molecule: messenger RNA, 3483 nt
Organism: Rhizoctonia solani
Lineage: Eukaryota; Fungi; Basidiomycota; Agaricomycetes; Cantharellales; Ceratobasidiaceae
Product: tRNA ligase
Exons: 11
Coding region: 1-3483 (1160 amino acids)
Biological process (GO): tRNA splicing, via endonucleolytic cleavage and ligation
Cellular component (GO): nuclear inner membrane
Molecular function (GO): ATP binding; protein binding; RNA ligase (ATP) activity
Source: RefSeq, a predicted model, not a curated record